This is a messenger RNA of Tigriopus californicus, 844 nucleotides long. Its product is annotated as peroxiredoxin-like 2A. The record is from RefSeq and is a predicted model, not a curated record. The transcript is spliced from 5 exons. Lineage: Eukaryota; Metazoa; Arthropoda; Copepoda; Harpacticoida; Harpacticidae.
AUGUCGGUGCUGUCCCAAUGGCCCUGGAUCUUGACCGGGGCAGUCUCGGGCUUCAUUGCUUAUUGUAAUUUGCCUUCAGCUUGGAUUCUACCUUCGCAAAAAGCCACUGAGGAUUGGCUGCGGCCCACCCAGCUCAAACCUAUAGCCAACUUGAAUUCGGUUGUGCCCGCCCAUACGUUGUGGGAUGAAACAGGUGCCGUGGUCAUGGCGGUGCGUCGACCCGGAUGAUCUUUGUGCCGAGAUGAGGCUCUCCAACUGUCAGAGUUGGUACCUCAUUUGAACAAGAUGGGCGUGCCUCUUGUGGGGAUUCUUCACGAGACCCUAGGAGCCGAAGAGUUCAAGUCUUUCUUCCAGGGAGAUUUGUACCUGGAUGAAGAGAAACGAUUCUACGGUCCUAAGGAGCGGCGCAUGCUCAUUAUGGGCUUCUUACGAUGGUCAGUUUACCAACAGAUUUUCGCCACCAAGAGCAAAAACGUGGAUGGAAACCUUAAAGGUGAUGGUACGCUAUUGGGUGGAGUCUUCGUGUUGGGUAAAAAAGGCCAAGGGGUUCUAUACGAACACCGAGAAGGCUACUUUGGCGAUCAUUGCAACAUCACAGAAGUGAUGGAGGCGGUCCAUACGAUUUCGGGCCAUACCAAGUAAACGAUGAAGAAUGAAAGACGCGCUGGGGUGAAUUAGUGUCCAGGGACGGAACCCAAAGCAUCUUAAUGAUGAUUCAAGGUGAAAUCCUAAAGCCUUGGAAUCUGAUGAUUGAUGUUGAAAGAGGGCAAUGACCCUGCAGUUAUACAUACUUCAAUCCAAUAAGCCGUACAUGUUCUUCGAUUGAUUAAACGCUUUAUUCGUA